GAGGGCUUGUUCUGGGGACUGCAACUAGAAAACCUGUGUUAGGUUGUAGCCACCAACAGGUCUAAGCUACACAAAAUGCGUGAAAUUGUGCAUCUUCAGAUUGGCCAGUGCGGGAACCAAAUUGGAGCUAAGUUCUGGGAGGUAAUAAGUGAUGAACAUGGAAUUGACAUCGCUGGAAACUACCGUGGGGACGCAUCACUGCAGCUUGAGCGAAUUAACGUGUACUUCAAUGAGGCUUACUCCCAUAAAUACGUGCCCCGUUCUAUCUUGGUGGACCUGGAACCUGGUACGAUGGACAGUGUACGGUCUAGCAAAAUAGGCCCACUCUUUCGACCUGACAAUUUUAUUCAUGGUAAUUCAGGUGCUGGAAACAACUGGGCUAAGGGCCAUUAUACAGAAGGCGCUGAACUGAUUGAAAAUGUCAUGGAUGUGGUCAGGAACGAGUGCGAGAGCUGUGACUGCCUUCAGGGAUUCCAGCUCAUCCAUUCGCUUGGUGGUGGUACAGGCUCAGGAAUGGGCACACUCCUCAUCAACAAAAUCAGAGAAGAAUAUCCCGACAGGAUUAUGAACACUUUCAGUGUUGUGCCUUCACCCAAAGUAUCUGACACGGUCGUAGAGCCGUAUAAUGCCAUCCUCUCCAUCCAUCAACUAAUAGAGAAUACAGAUGAAACCUUUUGCAUUGACAAUGAAGCUCUAUAUGAUAUAUGUUUUAGAACUCUAAAGCUCACCAAUCCCACCUACGGUGACCUCAACCACUUAGUGUCCCUAACGAUGAGCGGUGUCACAACCUCACUCCGUUUUCCUGGUCAACUGAAUGCAGAUCUGAGGAAGCUGGCUGUUAACAUGGUGCCCUUCCCUCGCCUGCAUUUCUUUAUGCCAGGCUUUGCUCCACUGACAGCUCGAGGUAGCCAACAGUACAGAGCCCUCUCAGUGCCAGAGCUUACUCAACAAAUGUUUGAUGCACGCAACAUGAUGGCAGCCUGCGACCCUCGUCGUGGACGUUACUUGACCGUGGCAUGCAUCUUCAGAGGCCGAAUGUCUACCAGAGAAGUGGAUGAGCAGUUGCUGGCUGUCCAGACCAAGAAUAGUUCCUAUUUCGUGGAGUGGAUCCCUAAUAACGUCAAAGUGGCUGUGUGUGACAUACCACCACGAGGCUUGAAGAUGGCGGCUACCUUUAUUGGCAAUAACACAGCCAUUCAGGAGCUCUUCAUCAGGGUUUCUGAACAGUUCUCAGCUAUGUUCAGAAGAAAAGCAUUUCUCCAUUGGUAUACUGGUGAAGGUAUGGAUGAGAUGGAGUUUUCUGAAGCAGAAGGUAACACCAAUGACCUUGUGUCCGAGUACCAACAGUACCAGGAUGCCACUGCAGAUGUUGAGGAAUACGAAGAGGUAGAAGUGGAAGCCAGCCCAGAAAAGGAAGCACUGUAAAAACAAUGGCAAUAUCAAAAUAUUCUUCAAAUAAGCCUGUUGACACUAAAGAAAAAGCAGUAGCCAUCAUCUGCAUACAAAAAAUAACACCUUUCUUAAGAAUUUUUUCUCUGCAUCUGGCCAAAAUAUAUCCAAUAUUACAAUACAAUGCUUUUGAAAUUAAUGGCAGCUAUGCUUUACUCUCCUAAACAACUGUUGACACUGAAUCUGUCCCAAAAAAAGAGCCACUAUAAAGACAAGUUGUCUCAUAA
Messenger RNA from Gymnogyps californianus (California condor), 1676 nucleotides. It is a transcript of the gene TUBB1, whose product is annotated as tubulin beta 1 class VI. Gene Ontology annotation, biological process: microtubule cytoskeleton organization; mitotic cell cycle. Gene Ontology annotation, cellular component: cytoplasm; microtubule. NCBI's taxonomy places the organism in Eukaryota, Metazoa, Chordata, Aves, Accipitriformes, Cathartidae. Gene Ontology annotation, molecular function: GTPase activity; GTP binding; structural constituent of cytoskeleton. The transcript is spliced from 4 exons. Bases 76 to 1425 code for a protein of 449 amino acids. The record is from RefSeq and is a predicted model, not a curated record.